Molecule: messenger RNA, 282 nt
Organism: Prunus armeniaca (apricot)
Lineage: Eukaryota; Viridiplantae; Streptophyta; Magnoliopsida; Rosales; Rosaceae
Source: the annotation of a GenBank genome assembly
AUGCUUAUGCUAGAGAGAGAUGAAGAGACAGCUGGGACUUUAUUUCUGUCGAGAUGGAAGGUUCUGGUCUGGGCUGGACUGGAGAUGCCCGGGCUGGACUGGAAACGCCUGGGCUGGACUGGACCGUUGACAACCUUGACUGCUAGGCUUCAACUUGUAAAUCGAUACCAAAGGCUGAUUCUGGCAGAGCUUCAAUGUACCUCAUGCUUUUGUGAAGCUUUUGAGUGGGCAGAACUGCAGUUUUCUCAGUCUGCACGGGCAGGAGUGACUGUUUUUUUUUAG